AUGUUUGGUGGAUCAAGAUACUUCGGCCUUCGAGGCCAGAAGCUGAAUCUGGCAGUCGGAAUUAUCGCUGGGGUGGAUUUCUUUCUUUUCGGUUAUGAUCAGGGAGUGAUGGGAGGACUGUUGACCUUAGGAAGCUGGGUAGAGCAGUUUCCUGAAAUCGAUUCGGUAAACAACCCGACUGAUACUCAUAUUUCCACCAUCCAAGGUAUCACCGUCGCUUCGUACAACGUCGGCUGUUUCAUCGGUGCAAUUAUCACCAUCUUCAUUGGGGAUAUCCUUGGUCGUAGAAAGAUGAUCUUUCUGGGUUCUGCUAUCAUGGUUGUUGGUGCAGCUUUACAGGCAUCCGCUUUCAGUCUUCCGCACUUGAUUGUUGGCAGGAUCAUCACUGGUUUUGGAAACGGCAUGAACACUUCCACUGUUCCGACCUGGGCUGCAGAAACUUCGAAAUCCCACAAGCGAGGUAAAAUGGUUAUGAUCGAAGGGGCUAUGAUUACCGGAGGCAUCGCUUUAUCAUACUGGGUGGACUUCGCAUUUUCCUACUUGGAGCCAAAUCCGGUCUCCUGGCGCUUCCCUCUGGCACUUCAAAUUUUGUUCGCUCUGAUAUUGCUAGCGUUCAUCAUGGAAUUGCCGGAAUCUCCCAGAUGGCUCCUACUAAAAGGAAAUGAGCACGAAGCUAUAUCUGUUAUUGCGGCCUUGGAGGACUUACCACAAGAUGAUCACGUAGUGCAGACCGAAUUCAUGGAGAUUAAAGAUACCGUCUUGGAGAUGAAGUCAGCCGGCUGGGCCGACCUCUUUACAAUGGGACCAGAGCGAAACUUCCAUCGUGUUGCUCUGGGGUACGUCAAUCAGGUAUUUCAGCAGAUCAGUGGAAUCAAUCUGAUUACGUAUUACGCGCCAACUAUUUAUAAUCAAUACAUCGGUCUACCCCAUAGAAUAUCCAGCAUCCUCGCCGCAUGCAAUGGUACGGAAUAUUUUCUUGCUUCAUGGGUAGCCGUCUACACCAUCGAGCGUUUUGGUCGUCGUGCACUCAUGCUUUUCGGUGCUGCUGGAAUGUCAGGCAGCAUGGCCAUUUUAGCUGGAAUGAACUACAUGUCAUCAGUCAAUCUUGGUGGCUCAGCUCCCGGUAUUGUCUCCGCAGUGUUUUUGUUCGUAUUCAAUACGUUCUUUGCUGUCGGCUGGCUUGGAAUGACAUGGCUGUAUCCUGCAGAGAUCGUGCCUUUGAAGAUUCGUGCCCCAUCAAAUGGACUCUCGACAUCCGCAAAUUGGGCGUUCAACUUCAUGGUCGUCAUGAUAACCCCCGUCUCUUUCACAUCCAUCGGCUACAAAACUUACAUCAUCUUCGCCGUCAUAAACGCCUUCAUCUUCCCCGUCGUCUACUUCUUCUACCCCGAAACCGCUUACCGUUCCCUCGAAGAGAUUGAUAACAUAUUUCGCAAGACUAGUCGUGGAUGGAGAGGUUGGUUCGACGUAGUUAAGAUCGCUCGCGACGAGCCACGACGAUACGGAAAGCAUGGAGAGCUUUUGAUCGAAUACGAGAACACCGAUGAACAUCGACGACGAAGCAGUGUUGCGGCCACUGAUAAGCCUCAUAGCCAUCGUGUGGAAAAUGCUCACCAGGAGACUACGACGAAUAGUGCUGGUAGCAGCGAUUAUGAGAAGAGGAGAACUGAUGUUGUUUGA
Glarea lozoyensis ATCC 20868 is the source of this 1680-nucleotide messenger RNA. RefSeq names its product MFS general substrate transporter. The coding region runs from base 1 to 1680 and encodes 559 amino acids. Gene Ontology annotation, molecular function: carbohydrate:proton symporter activity. Gene Ontology annotation, cellular component: membrane. The record is from RefSeq and is a predicted model, not a curated record. NCBI's taxonomy places the organism in Eukaryota, Fungi, Ascomycota, Leotiomycetes, Helotiales, Helotiaceae. Gene Ontology annotation, biological process: transmembrane transport; carbohydrate transport. The transcript is spliced from 7 exons.